Molecule: messenger RNA, 11863 nt
Organism: Varroa destructor (honeybee mite)
Lineage: Eukaryota; Metazoa; Arthropoda; Arachnida; Mesostigmata; Varroidae
Product: putative fatty acyl-CoA reductase CG5065
Biological process (GO): long-chain fatty-acyl-CoA metabolic process
Cellular component (GO): peroxisome
Molecular function (GO): alcohol-forming very long-chain fatty acyl-CoA reductase (NADP+) activity
Source: RefSeq, a predicted model, not a curated record
UCUUUUGUUAUGCAUUCGACAUUCGUUUUAAAUUUCUAAAUUUAGCUCUUACUUGAACCACUAAGUUCAGUAAGAGUAAACAGUUUUAAUCAUGCGUAUUUUUUCUGCGGAUGUGUAGGCAAGGCCGUGCUAUCCUUGUCUAAUCUAAAUUCGAUACGUUUCUGGUAAUCGGCUGAUAACGCGUAAUGGUCUGAUUGAAGUAACAUGCAUUGAAAGCCUGAAAACGUAAUAUCACCUGUUUUAGACGGGUACUUUCUUCGUAACGACAUAUAGUCCUUGCUCAAAAGGAGACCUACUGAUUACAGCCGUAUCUUAGGCAACUGAACAGAGACAACGAACGGAAGUACAAAUACAGUCAUUACGUUUGUUAUAAUGUCAGCGUUACCCGUUAUAGGCUAUGUGUAUCUGUCGGCGAAGCACGUAUGUUUACUAGAAAGUUCGUGUUAGUAUGGGUUGAAGCGUCUAUGAAAACAAAAAUCUCUGAUUGAACCAAUUGAUACGGGCAGAAGAUCACGCCAAAUAAAGCUCCCAAGGACAAUUAGAUUUCGUUUCAGCAUUCGACAACGAAUCUGGUAUAUCCGACAAGAACACUUCUAAAUAUUGCAACUAGUCGUGGUGUUUUCGGAAUGUAUUUAUUUUUCUAUAAAAGACAAAACAACGCUCCUAGAAGCUAGACAAAUCGGAUAACACGUUGGACUCGCAAAUGGGCCUCUAGCUAUACGAGCUGCAGAUUCCAAGUCGAAUGCCAAAGCAAGUCUUCCGACGAUAAACCUUGUCAAAACGGGCAUGUGCCUGCCUCUGUGUUGAAGACUAGAAUUCUCUGACGCGUUUCUGUCCAAUAUAACGAUAGUCGAACUGAACGGAAUAAAAAUGCAGUUGGAAAAAUCGUUUGGCUAUAAUAUGAUGAGAGCGUCUGGCAACGCUGGCAAACCGCUGGUUCUCGGCUAAGCACAUACGAGGCGAACGGUAAUAAACGAGAACGUUAUCGAUCAUUUAAGACACUGCGACUUUUUCACAUGAUCGAAUUUAGCACCCACUCUAAACAACAAUGGUCGUGACGUGUUUGCCAACGUAACGUAUGGCACGUAAUGUCAAAGUCAGAGUCACUGAAGCAGAAAUGCUACAACACCAGCUUUACCUAACUUGUACCGCGAUACGCUCGCAUCUGCGAAACUAUGCAUAUAAUUAGAACACUGAUGUAGUUGGCUUUCAUUCUUAAGAUAGCGGAAUAAAAGGAAUAAAGAGGUACAUCUGCAACUUUAUUAUUAUGUAUGCGUCGUUCUGUGAUUUCAACUUUUCCUCAAAAGAUUCGUUAUAAAGAGGUUUUAUUCGACAGCGUUCAAAGUUGUUUACAAAGCAUUUCGAUUAUAUACCUGUAUCGUUCAGCAAGUUAGCCAUCGUAAAAGUGUGCCUUGUACAGUGAGCGUGUAAUGCGGUCGUACCAAUGGCUCUUAUUGCAUGAUGGCGGCGGCUAUCUAUUUUUAAGCAAUACUACGAUAUUGUUGUACGCUUAACUCUACUUGCAGACUAUUUGCAUGUGAUACAAUUAUCAAUGCUAGCGGCCAUGUUUUGUUCCAGCAGCGAAUCGACCACAGCUUUAGUUCAAGAUUUAAACCAUUUACGUUUGAAAGUAGUCCUUCUGUGCGUACGCUCGCUUAAGUGUCGCUCAAAUACGUUACGUACAAAAUAUCAAUGAUGCUUAAACAAUGGCUCAUUAAUAGCAGGCCAAAAAUUCGCAAAAUCCUAGAGCUCAAAACUGUCGUUAAGUUCAGAACUUGGAGAUUUGGUCGACGCAAUUGCCAAUUAAUAUUCUCCUUUCUAAAACUGCUAUUAAUUUUUGUGUAAAAAAAAAACUAAGUGUACAAAAAAUGGCUUUUUGAGUUAUUUUGGUUCAAGUCCCAAAAUCGAAACCCGACUGAGGAUCUUUUGAUGUGCCUCAUUAACGUCUGUUUACCUGGUUGGAAAUACCACAGAACGUUGAUUUCAGGCAAAAACUCUUUUACUGGAAAUUCGCUCAGCGCGGAAAGAUUAUGUCAUAACUGCUCUUCACUGAGCUUCUAAAGACGACGCGCUGUUGCUCCAGAAGAAACUGUUUACACCAAAAGUGGUGGAAGAGUGCAUGUUUGUUGCCGCAAGUAGCUGAUAUACGUGUAUAGCCAGCGCGAAUUAUGCACUGCCUUGAAGUAUGUUCAUUUUUGAGGUCUGGUUUUCUACAAUACAGUUUUAUAGAUCUAGAAGGCAGCUUUCGUCACUCGAAAUUCUGACCAUCCUGACCAGCCUGUACCGGCAACGUGCACUGAGCUGACCACUAAAACAUUAUUUUACUGCGUAAUUUGAAUUUUUCAAUAAAUUCAUUUUUUGAUAAAUAUUCUUACGUUUGCGCACCUCUGCGGUAUAAUCUGGACGUUACACUACACUAGUACAAAGAAUUCUUCCAGUCGAUCCAGGGGCUUUAUCCCAGUAGUCAAAGAAAUCCUUACAUACACUAAGCACUAACAAAACCAAAAAAAAUUAUCUGGGGAUGUCUUCAGUCGUUUCGCUAUUUCGCUUGGUCCUAAACAGGAAUACGCCGUGGACACGGCAAGCGCUAAUGUAGAAAAGACGGAUUUUCCUUUUACUGAAACAACGAUAUCUCUACUGUGCGACUGUUAAAAAGCAUAGAACAAAUGCGGCUAUACGACCGACUGCUGGUUACCGCUAUUGGCUACCGGACCUCAUCCGGGUUCAGCUUCACAUCAUUGUUGCAGACGCUCGAGAACCGUGUAACCGUGUAAAAGUGGUUAACCUUUGUCUAAAUAUAAAUGAUAUAUUUUAUACUAUUCAAAUUGGUGUAGAUUUAAUAGUUGCGGAUGAGAGCCAACAAUCGAAUCAAAGGCACUGCAUCUGGGAAUCAAAUGUAGCCCAGACCGGCUUAAGCAGAUCUUAAAUGCGGCAUCAGAUUUUCUAUUGCGCGAAUCGUACAGGUUUGUAAACAUUUGAAUAUAGAUAGCAAUGCAAAUCCGGACAAUUAUAUGUCCAUUUGUAAUGCAUUGUAGUAAGCUUUUCGAGUCGGCUAAAAUGCAGAUGAUCACUGUUUGUCGCAGCGUCUGAGAACGACGAGAACGUAGACGGCAAAGAGACCGUACGUUUUUAUGACAAUGUAUCUGUAUGACAAGUUAGGCAAGGCUUAUGGCAACAAAACCGGCUUGCUAAAUCUUCGAAAUGUAUGUAUAAACUAGACAUCCUCACAUAACAAAUCGAUCAUAUAGCACCUGUGGAGCAUAAGGCUGCGGGCUAGCUAGGGUGAGUUGAUAUGUUUAGACCUGGAUGUGGAUGAACAACUUAAACAGGCUGAGGUAGGCGAUUAUUGUUUGAUACCACCAUAUAGACUGAGGUAUUUGCUAUUGCUAUGUAGGGCGUAAUGAGGUGAAGAGACUACGGGUACGAUUUGUUUAGUACCUUCCAAGCCUUUUAGGCCAAUCGGCAUUUCUGCCCGUUUGGCAUAAAACACGGUACAUGUCUUCGUAGCCUUAAAAAGUUCAGUUGUCGUUGACUCCAAUUCGCAGAGGCCAGUGCACAGACUACGACAGCUUUGGAAACGAUGCUUGUCUCACCUAUUUGUAAAUUAACUUCCCACCAAUAUCAAGACGGUGAUGGGCGAAAACGAGCUGUUAGUUUCACGACGUUAGAAAGAACCACCAUCAGCAAUUUGAAACAACGCUCAACAGCAAUAGUACCGAAGGUGAAUUCGAAUAAUUAAAGCUAAAUAUUAUUAAGUUGUCUGGAAAAUUUGGCUGAACUUUUCGAACUUCUUCACAGGUAGGCUGGUUAAAUAUAUGUGCUAGUGUAUUUAUAAUGACACGAAAACCUUUGUUACUUUAGCCUAAAUAAUGUUCUUUAUUAAGCACAUCAUAAACAGAUUGUGUAGUGUCUGUGUUUAGCAGCAAACAACGAGAAGAUGCAUAACCAUAAUUUGUGUUAAUGUGUCGACAAAGUACCAACUAUAAUGAGAAAUGAGAGAAAAGGUCCGUUGUCCUUAAUUUUUCGUGCGACAUCCGAUGCCUGCCCACAUUUUGCGGAUAUCUGAUGGUUGCUGCUAACUAAAAUCUCAUAAAAUGUACGUACUAGUCAUCAUCAAACGCAGUCAUUGAGGUCUGAAUCCUUGAUACUACUAAUGCCACAGCUACUGUAACCACCAAAACAGGUACUUGCCGGGCCUUACCCAAACGAUCUGCGGCACCAAUCAAAAAGUUUCGAGUGCGACAUGGUGAUGAGCAGACACUAAAGAUAGUUUUAAUCUAUAGUUGAUUUUUUUUCUGUUGAAACGAUUAUGAGCAAUUAAGUGUCAACAUGAGAUCUGGUUACAAUGUUAGCCAUGGCACAAUUCCGAAUUCCCCGAUGACAAAGCUUUAAUGUCACUUCAUCGGGGUAGCAAUCAUCAUCUCGAUCCACAAGGCUCUCGGAUGGGCGAUAUCUGAAUAAACGUUUCGAUAGUUUAUAUCCCGUAGUGUGUUAUGUAAGUUUAAGUUGUUACCACUACAGCAUUACGAGGCGCGAUAUCUGAUGGCCUUAACGGUAUUGCAAUAUUUCAUCCGGCGACUGUAAAAACAACCAACCGCUCGGCAGUUUCGCUUAGGAGUAAGAUUUUUUUUUAGUAAUACCACAACUUUCGAGUGCUCGGUACACUCGACAGUGUCCACAGAUGCUUCUGUUAAAGGUUAAAAUUCGCGAACAGAUCAAAUUGAUUUAGCUAGCGAGUUCAACCCUCGUACAUGUUUUCUUCUGCAGACAUUUAUUUGUUCUUUUAUUGUUUACUUCGUCGUUUGACAAAGCUAUACUUCCCUACGAGAAAAGAUCUGCGAAGAUUACCAGUGGUGUUAUGCUCCGUCGUGAACCGAGACAUCUUGAUACAGCAUCCGGGCCGAUUUUUGUUAGGUAGCCUUUAAGAUUCCUUCAGCUCAAAGUUUCCCUGUACUGAACGAAGGUUGAAUGGGUUUAUUCCACGUGAAGUAUUCGUGGUGAAGAGUGUAUCUUCGUGCACAGAGGAACUGUCUACGUACGAAAUGGCUAAUGAUUCUUGCGGCAGCUAGUUCUUAGAAAAGCAGUCGGAUUUGUCGUCGUGUUGAGUCCUUGCUACCCAACGAAUAGAACAAUCCUAAAUUAUUAGUUAGUAUUUGUUGAUUUCACUUAACGAUGAUAUCAUUCAAGGUACAGUCAAAUAUUUUUCAAUUAAACCACGUUGGCAAUGAAUCGCGUUUCAUUGACAUAACUAUAAAAUAGUGAGCUGGAUACUAUGGAGAUUAUCUUAAAGUACUGCAGAUCCAAGAGUUAGUACGACUUUGUUCUGUCUUGAAUGUUUUUCUGACAAAAAUUCACUUAUUCAUGUAUUUCGCGCGAACGUAUGUCAUAGAAGAAUAAAUAGACCUACUAAAAAAUCUCGAUACAAGAGCAGAGAAUGUUGAUACAGAUUGUGAACUUUUUUUGGGUAGAAUAAAGCGAAGAAAAGACUAGGAUUUGUCACGGUUCCAAAUUGUAAAAGUUGCAGUAGGUCUGUUAAUUAUCAUUUUUAACUUCUGCUAACAAUAUAGAACACUAUUGCUUAAACAUUGUUGUUAAGCGAACUUUGCCAAUUUACGAGUUUAGUAAGUAAUGAGAAUUAAAGCAAUGUAACAGAUCUUAAGAGCAAUUUUGAACAAUAAUCUGUUUUUAAAUAUCCACUAAUCGUUUACCGAUCUUGUGCAAAAAGUUGCAAAUACUAAGUCAGAUUUUCCGUCGCUACGAAAUCCAGUGCGCGCAUCUCACGAUUGUAAUCGGAAGAGACUCCAGAACGGUUAGACAUGACCGGAAGUUCAGACAAGCUCCACACAUCCGGUGAUAGACCAAGUGAAAAGCGAAAUUUUCCUUUGUGUCCUCUCCUAUUAUAUCUCAUCAACCGGAAACCCAUGUAGAUAGUGAGUUUCGGCAAAAGCCACUGAAAAUAGCCGCUAUUUUCUGUGGUUAACGAUGAAUUCGGCCGUAGCGGCAAUGACCCCCUUGCAUGGGUGAAGGUGAAACUUUCGCAGAGUGUUUGCCCGUAAACAUUGUUUGAUAGACGAAGAUGCGGAAUCAUUUGACGCGGAAAGCGUAUACAGUGAUCGUGACGAUACGGUAGGAUCCCUGACCGUCUGAAGGUUAAGGAUAACCUUCAUGACUAUAAUAUCCUUAAUAUUUCAAUGGAUAACAUGAAACAGAGCAAGUGCGUUACAAGAUCAUCUGAUUAGAAAGACUUGAUUUAUUUGUAUUGUUGCUGACUGGUCUUAGAAGAUUUCGAUACCUGAACAUACGUUAAUUUCCAGCCACAAGAGGGAUCGGGGCUGUUCAGGUUGUUAUUAAGGUAAUUUAAAUGCGCUGGAUGUAGUGUUAAUUGCCGUUCCAGAUCAUUAGUCAACGGAUGCUUGUAGAAUAUUCAAACGUUUUUGCAAAAGGGUGGCGAUCAUUUACUCAAACAAGUGUUGAUAAAAAGGUAACUCGAAGGGCAUGCUAUAACGUAGCGAUCUGAGGCAUAAUUCGAAGAUCGUUUGUUGAUGGUUGAGACCAGAGAGUGGAAAUACGCGUUAUUUAUGCGGUUCGCAUCGGAGUGUUAAGCGACAUUAUGGCAGUCUGAGUUGACUCCGCCUAAUAUUGAAGAAGGCUUAGAGUGGAAAUUUGGCAAUCUAACAAAAUUCCAAGGAAGCUUAUAGCUCGAUCUGUGAAUAUCACUUUAACAGCUAAGUUGUCAUUGAGGUACAUGACCAGAAGCAAAUGGACAAUGGUACUACGUAAAAAAGCUACAUUUUAAUCAAAUAUUCAACGUUCAGAUAUUAUUCAAACGAGAAAUACGUUACUGGGCUGGUAAAACUUACGAGUUACAUUAUCCAGUAUAGUAGUUAACGGACCUUCUAAGCUACAUGAUUCAAAACAUUCAACGUUCACUCUCGGCUUAAAUAUGAAUGGUCCAAGUGUUUCGUACCCGUGUAUUUAAUGGCUAACUCCUAACUUAGAUACAAGUUGCGCCUAGUCGAUUUUGUGAUUUAGUUGUUAUUUUCGUAACUGAGAAUUUAUGAUGAACUUAUCACGGAACUUGUCACUAGCAAGUUUUUUGGUAUACACGCUCGAAAAAUUUGUUUCGGGCGGCUUAUCCCAGUCUCCUCAUUUAGGACAAAAAAAAAUGACUUUGGCAUUAUAGAACUGCUAAGAGAGGGUCUGCAGACGAGCGAUAAGAGCGACUGAAGUCACUGUGAGCUGCUACGAUAUAUAUUUAACUUUCCGUGUGCUACUAAAUAGGAAGUGAGCCCCUGGCCUGAAUCAUUACGUGCUAUCAUCUCUGUGGUCCGCGCCAACAUAGAGCAUACAAAGAGAUCCACCAAUCUAACUCGAACGCUUGUUAUGACUGAGAUCUCAAACAACGAGCCCUGAACCGUGACUGUGUUGUAUGACACGAGAUGACAUGACUGCUAUGCGUACGACAUACAGGCACAAUUCGACUAUUAGGUUCUAUGUGACGAGAAAAUAGGCGAGCUCAGACGCUUCGAGCAGCACCGAGAAUCGUACAGAGGCAGCCUCCAAAAAGCUGUGCGCCAUUCCUCCGCAUCCGAAAUAGCUAGGAACAAAUGUUUGCAAUGUACCUCGCAGACAUUUGCAACGAUGAUCCAAUCGCAGAUUCCCAUCAUUUGUUUCUUAGAGAAUUAAUUUGCGCCGCAAAGGACCACUUUAGAAAUGGAAAUGCGCCAACGAGCAAACGUCCUCGUAUCCGAACAGAGACUACACCCACAAAGGGACAUCUGGUGGCACAGGAAGCUGCGAAAAAAAUGUAAGCUUAUUUCAGAGGAACUAAAGGUUACGAUGGCAAUUGCGGAGAGACAGUGUCAAACGAUAAUGCCUGUCGAAGCCGACAACAGGCAGAUUAAAGCUGACAUUGCUGCGCUCAAGGCAAAUGACAGGUGAAAUCGAUUGCUGACAAAAACCUCUCUCCGUUGACCAUGUCUACCCUUGAACGUAGAAGAGUACUGAGUAUCGCCAACUAUUUUUCAAAAUACCGAGAAGUUCGAUGCCUAUGGAAACAACUUCUAACUUUCAAUUCAUAUUUCAAAUGUCAGGAGAUUAUUCCGUGGUUCGUCGACAAUUAAUGAGCCUCUUCUAAACAUAUAGUAACUCUUUUUAUAAUAUAAUUUACAACUGGCAUCGUGCUGGCAACAAAUCAGCGAUCGAAUUCGUCAACAUUCAAAUAGAACUAAAAUUCUUCCCGGCUUAACCGCAUCAGUCGCCUGAUACUUCAUCCAAUGCGAAGACGCUGACUAGACCGCAAAAUCGACUAACCCACGAAAUUCGGUUUUGAAAGACCCAACCUGUGCGCCAUUUGGGCAACGCGGACAGUUUUCGAGAAAGUGGACGAAGUUCACAUCGAAAUGUUUGUCGACGAACUUACUGCAGCACCGGUAUCGGCUCAAGCGUCUUUGUGGCCCGUUAGACUCAAGGCUAGACUGUAUGCUAAACACGAAGGGAAAUAAUAAAUGCAGUAUUAGUUUGUUGUGCCUGUGGGACAGCAAAGGCGCUAAGAUCUUGUCAAAGAUAUGAUCGCUUUUUUUUCCUACCAUAGUAGUCAGUAGCUAGGCCGCUGUUCAAACUGUUGCAAAAGGCUGUACACCGCUAUGCAUUACCGCCGGCUACAUGCGAAGCUUCUUUACCAAGUCAACUGUCAACAGCGAUCGCAAAAACAUAUUGGAACUAACGAGGAAAAUGCCACUGUAAUAAGGGACUUUACCAUAGAACAUUAUUGCACUUCGUUGCAAAAUCAUUGUUUUCUACCAGAAAUAGCCAUUGGGUAUCUAAAGAUUAGGCUUUGAGUUGUCACAUGAUACGCAGUUAUUUUGGAAUCUUUCAUAACGUGUUCGAAACGUUUAUCCUCAUGAGUUUGAUGACUCACAGUUCUCUAGAACGCUGAAACCAAACGGGAAACGACCAAAGCAAUCAAGUGAAGCACACGCGGGUAUCCGCAAUGAUUUCCACGCGUCGACGGAGGCCAGGAAAGUGUCUUCCUAUAACAGCUCAUUUGCUCACUAAUUGGUUCAAUUUUAGAAUUUAACAAGAUGGCAAAUCGAAAGAUGGCCGUCGCGGGAACGUCAAACGGAACCGCGACCGAAGCGCCAAUACAAAGUUUCUUCUGCGGGAAAUCAGCUCUUGUCACAGGCGCGUCGGGAUUUCUGGGCAAAGUUCUCGUGGAAAAACUGCUGCGAUCAUGUCAUGGUCUUGACAAUAUCUACUGUUUAAUACGUAGCAAAGAUAGCGAGAGUCCUCAACAGAGACUGGAAAAAGUCCUUGAAGCUCCGAUAUUUGAACAGACGCGAAAAUGCGGUAUUCUAAGCAAAGUUGUCGCUAUUGAAGGCGAUAUUCUCGCUGAUGGUUUGGGCCUCAGCGAAGAAAAUAGGAAAACACUAGUUGAAAGAGUCUCCAUCGUAUUUCACUCAGCUGCCUCAGUGCGCUUUGAUGAACCGCUGCGAAAAGCCAUCGACAUUAAUGUACUUGGUACACGUCGGGUACUUGAGCUCUGUCGCGAUCUGAAAUCGUGCGCAGCAUUCGUUCACGUGUCAACAGCGUAUUGCUUCUGCAAUCGAAAUUACGUCGGAGAAGAAGUCUACGAUGAGAAGAUCCAUUAUCAGAAGGUUAUCGAUGCAUCCGAAUGGAUGGAUGAUGAAACCGCAAAGAACUGCCUCUCCGUUAUUAUGGACAACCGACCGUCAACAUAUCACUACACAAAGGCUUUAGCAGAAAGGUUGCUCGUUGAAGAAGGACGGGGAAUACCUAUAGUCAUUUUAAGGCCGUCAAUUGUAACCGCUGCCUGGAGGGAACCACUUGCUGGCUGGGUCGAUAACUUUAACGGGCCCGCCGGCUUCGUUAUAGCAACUGGCAAAGGUGUACUACGUACAAUGUAUAUUCGGCCUGAUAGUGUAGCUGAUGUGUAUCCUGUCGAUCUGGUCACUCGAAUGAUGGUCGCUUCGGCUUGGUAUUGCUCACAGAAGAAAUUCGUAUCACCGUAUGUUAUAAACUGUACCACUGGACCUCUUCAUCAGUUGACCUGGAGACAGAUCUUCGAGUAUUCAAAGCCAAUCGUUUUAGCCAAUCCGUCUAUGGAAAUCUUUCGCUACCCCGGCGGUUCGUUCAAAGAGUCGAAAUUUUGGAACCGUAUCGCAAUGGCACUCGAUCAUUCACUUCCGGCAUUCAUAGCGGACUCGUUCGCGGUUAUGUUCGGACGCAAGCCUAUCUUGGGCGAGGUAUAUGGAAAGAUUCAUCGAGCCAUGCAUAUUCUUGAGUACUUCACGACACACGAAUGGGAGUUCUCGAUCGACAACGUUCACAAUCUACUGGACCACAUAAAACACCCAAAAGAUAGAGAAGACUUUGACUUCGAUAUCAGACCGAUGGAUUGGCUAUCGUUCCUCGAGCAAUACAUAUUGGGCGUACGCAAAUAUGUCCUUAAGGAGGAUCCUUCGACCAUUCCGGCGGCUCGGGCCAAACUCAACAGCAAAGGUGGAAGUAAGUGUCACGACAUUAGCACCUCAAAGCGAAAACCUGUGGGAAGUGAGAAAUACCCGGAAAAACGGGGACCCUCGUGGACGGACCUGACCUCGCAGGCCGCGAAGGGCGAAAAGGCCGAGGGAAGAAUCUGGUGGAUCGGAACUAUUAUGCAAAUGGCUGUUGUGUAUGGCUCGUUUCGACUUCUCAUGCGAUAUUCGAGCAGAUUCAACUUCCUGAUAUGGAACCUUUUCUCAAGGAUAGUCAUGUUUGCCGUCAGAAUCAACGUCGCGGUACAAUCAAGUUUUGGAAAGAGCUAAAAAAACAGGACCAGAUCGCUAAUAAAUGUCGAAGCUUGGCCUUCUCCCUUAUUCUCAGAACAUCAUGAAGCUUUUCAUCAAUCGUGCUGUUAUUAAUUAGUUUCACCCCGACUGUUUUUAAAUACCCCGGGUUUUUCUAUCCGUUGGGAAUUGAAGAAAGACCGUGAUUAACGAAUGAGCGCCCCCUUGUGUCGCAUAUAACUACCCUGUUGCCACGUGACCAUAGCAGAACUUCUGUAGCAACUCGGUAAGCUCCUACGGCACAGGCUACUGUGCAUCUGCAAUUUCAGCAUGUUCGUUCAUUUACACGCUUCAAGAUAGAGUGUACUUACGGAGCGUUCCAUUGAAAACUCUAAAAAUUUUACUUUCACAGUAAUUCAGUGCGAGACAGGAAGUGGUUCUUCGCUCAAGAGCAUCGCACAACUAUUAUUAUUAUUAUUAUGGUCUGAUAGACCUAGCGAUAAUCCAUUGUAUGCUUCCUCUUAGCUUACUCAAUUCUAAAAUAAAAUACACUUGCAAGCGAUAUUUGUAUCAAAUAAAGUAAAUAUUUCCUUCCACGAUAAAGUACACUAAAUAAAAGAAACAGCUAAUAAAACCACAGCAAAAUACGCGAAGAAGAAGUCGGCGGUUGAUGCAGUCAUACGGAUUCGCACUUUAUUUGACACUUCUUUAUGCCUCAAAUAAAAUACGUCUAUUUUAAGGCUGUUCCCGUCGAAAGCCUCGAGUUCUGUGGUUUAGAAGAAACUGCUAAGUGUUGUUUUUCGCGGUAGUCGAAACUUUUGGGCAAUGUUUUAAUGCCCGCAUUUAAAAUGAGUAAUCGACGGUAAUACAUAAUAGGUCGGUAUAAGAAAUGUGGAUGGUUCAGUAGACGCCGCUGUUGGCAAUAUACUAUAAGUAUACAAAAUAAAAGUCUAUUUUGUUGUGACUAUGUUUCCAUUUCACAUUGUUUAAUACUGAGCUAGUUUUGACCAUAAUUUCGUUGCUCAAGGACCGUGAUUGUAAUAGAGGAUGUUUUUCCAAAAAUAAAUAUGCUUUCA